UAAGCACCAUAUAAACAGAGUGAUGAAAAUUCAAAUUUCAUGUCGAAAUCCACAAGUCGAAACAAGGCAGAAAAGGGAAAGAACGUCAAUCUAUCUUCCAUCGUUCAAGACGUGAUCCCCGGGAAAGCUUCAGAAUCAGAGUGGUUUGCAUUAAAUUAUUCAUUAUCUGUUCAGGAAUGAGCUGAUUGAAGAUGAUUUUGCAGAAAAGACAUGCCAUGAUAUCGUCAACGAUAUAGUUAAUGAAUCACUCAGUGCUAUAUUCCAGAUAUAUUUAAAGAAUCAAUUAAUACCAUUUGCAGUUUAUCAAGCAUCACUGUGCCUCAUGCAAUACAUUGACUUGGAGUUCAUGUCCUGCGAUCAAGGAGAGCCUCAUAUUAAUCUUAAUCCAGAGUGGUUAGAAGAUGAACUUGCUGAAUCAAGUAGAAUAGAUUCAUGGGCUCAAGGAGCGAUUUCCAAGACUUCUUAUGCAAAGAUUUCAGACAAUCUACAAUCUCAAAAAAAUCAUCGGGUUUUACAAGGGCUUCAAACUAGUCUUAUUUGCAAAAAUGAAGAUGUUAGCAAAAAUAAAGCUAUCCGUAAGGAAUAUACCGUUGACAUGUCUCAUAGUGAAAAUCUCCACCAAAUAUCUAUUCGACAGAAGAAGCCUCAAAAACUGAAAAACAAUUUAAAAAAAGAUCACACCCGUAUACCCACCGAACAAGGAGAUUCUUUCCCUCAACUAACUAAACAGUUGAAAGAUUCUACAUUGAAAUCGUCUAUAGAAAAUUUAUCAAUGGAAAAUAUAUCAGUUAAAAAAGACAAUACCAGUACAGAAUAUAGUCUAACUAAAAAGAAACCAAUGAAGCCACUCAUGAAACCACUGCCUGAAACUAUGCUACAAAACAAACGUAUAAAUGGAUCUGGAAAACUGGUUUUCGACGAUGAAGGAAAUCUAAUAAGUGUGCCUAAAUUAUAUCCAGUCAAUAAUAAGCAAGAUGAGUCAUUCACGACUGAUUCACACUCAAAUGGAACUGAUAAUAAUAUUUUGGGAAAUAAAAUUCCAAUUCAAUGGCGUUUUGUAUCGGAGUCAUACUGUAACAGUACAAAUAACAAUCAGUUUGGCAAUAAAAUGAAUGGUAAAGUAAGAACAACCAGAUCGUCCAUAUCGAAUUCUUCAAAUAAAUUGAGAACAAGAAAUCGUAGUUUAGAUUUAACUGAUGCCACAAUUACACCUGAUGCAAUACGUUUACAAAAAAUUAAGAAUGCAUGUAUCAAUUUACCAAAUACCAUUGAUCUGGUUGAUUUAGUGGCUGGAGUGACAAUAUCUGAUGGGGAACAUUUAAAAAUUGGUCAGUUAACGAAUGAACAGUUCACAUCUAUUCUGAAUACAAACUGGAAUAAUCUUGAUGAAAUUCCACCAGUCAAAGCAAAUUAAACUGAUUAACCUUAAUGAUACAUAACUCAAUGUGUUAAUUUACAUGAAUAAUUUACAUUUAAAACAAAAAUUGUGUCUUUCUUUUUUACAUAAAACUGUAUUUGUAAACAAAAGAUACUUAUCAAUACACUUUGAUAUAUUC
Molecule: messenger RNA, 1556 nt
Organism: Schistosoma spindalis
Lineage: Eukaryota; Metazoa; Platyhelminthes; Trematoda; Strigeidida; Schistosomatidae
Source: the annotation of a GenBank genome assembly